Molecule: messenger RNA, 402 nt
Organism: Periconia digitata
Lineage: Eukaryota; Fungi; Ascomycota; Dothideomycetes; Pleosporales; Periconiaceae
Source: the annotation of a GenBank genome assembly
CAACCAUCUAGCCAGAACGGGACCCGGUGCCUUGCAGAACAUAGGCUUUACGAACCAUGGCAGAAGAGACGCUAUUAUUGUGGUUACGUUCGUGUUCACGGUGUAUCAAACGUGCUUGCGUGCGCGCCUGUGGAUGCGUACAUGCACUACACGCCCACCCACCGUGAUCCAGAAGAAAAGAAAACAAGGGCAGGCGAAUGCGAUGCGCACUGGAGGUCAUGUGAAUUGCUAAAAGUUAUGCCUGUGGGGUGUGUGCUAUCCAUAUGCUUGGGUCAGGUACACAGGUUCAUCUCCAUUAUUAUGGCAUAUUCGGAGAAAGCCACUGCUGCCGCCCGGUGCAUGGGAACGAUUGAAGAAGCAAAAAAGAAGAGAGGGCUUAUGGGCCCGGCCCAGACCCGUUGA